Molecule: messenger RNA, 782 nt
Organism: Lottia gigantea (owl limpet)
Lineage: Eukaryota; Metazoa; Mollusca; Gastropoda; Lottiidae
Exons: 5
Coding region: 43-690 (215 amino acids)
Source: RefSeq, a predicted model, not a curated record
GGCUAGCAACAGCUCGACAAAGUAUAACUUGUUUCAAUCAAGAUGUUUCUACGAUUGAUAUUUUGUGCUGUUAUUGGUAUAUAUGGUGUAAAUGGACAGUUAUCUGAAUGUUUAGAUAAAAUAUUAACUGAAGACUGUGACAACAGCAAUACAUCACCAUCUCUGUCACAAUUUUACAGCAACCCAACUGAGGAACUGUGUAGUAAAAAGGGCGAGGUCGUCUCCUACUUGAAAUGUGUAAAUGACGCCACCAAAAAAUGCUAUGAUGAAAAAUUCAAAGCCCUUUUUGCAACAGAUGAAAUGAACGAGAAAAGUGUGAAUUAUCUAUGUUCCCGAAUCAACUCGUAUAAUGCUACAUGUCUACAGCGUUCAAAUGAAAAAUUAUCUUCCUGUUUUGGGAAAGGAUUAAAAAAAUUAUCUUCAAAUCCUACGUACGAUGAAAUGAAGGCUUUCGGAUGUGCCAAAAAAAAGAAUACUAAGAAAUGCAUUGAAGAGUCAAAAGAUUUCGAUAAAUGUCCAGAAACUAGGAAGUCUUAUCUGGAAGUAAAUAAAAUUACGAAUACAGAAGCCUGUGGAGGAGAGGACGGAUUUGAAAGCGGAGUUUUUGGUGUUGCGAGUACAGUUAUCCCUUUGUACAAAUCAUUUGCUUUAUUGACAACCAUAAUGACUCUGCAGUUUAUAUUUGUUUAAAUGGACUUGAAAUAUUUUCCAAACCAUGCCUUAAACUGCUUUUGUUCCUUAAAAAUGUAAAAAAAAAAUUCAUUUCAGCUUCACUGCUGUAG